Messenger RNA from Daphnia pulex (common water flea), 725 nucleotides. RefSeq names its product malignant T-cell-amplified sequence 1 homolog (gene MCTS1). NCBI's taxonomy places the organism in Eukaryota, Metazoa, Arthropoda, Branchiopoda, Diplostraca, Daphniidae. The transcript is spliced from 6 exons. The record is from RefSeq and is a predicted model, not a curated record. Gene Ontology annotation, biological process: formation of translation preinitiation complex. Gene Ontology annotation, molecular function: RNA binding. The coding region runs from base 148 to 696 and encodes 182 amino acids.
AUGGCACGUCACCGGCUCCCAAAAAUCGUCUGCUUUUUCUCGCAGAUUUUGCUGGUUGGUCUGUGUGUUGCCUCGUUUAGCCUAGCUUAAAUCUGUUCAAAGAUUAUUUACUCAAAAUUCGUAUAUAUAUUAGUAGAUUUCAAAAAAAUGUUCAAGAAAUUCGACGAGAAAGAAAACAUAUCUGGGUUUCAGCAGCUUAAAACGUCAGUUCAGAAAGGAAUUAGGUCUAAAAUAUUGGAACAGUACCCAUACAUUGAGAAUUGUAUCAAUGAUGUGCUACCCAAGAAAGAGCCAUUCCGAUUGAUGAAAUGCCAUGAACACAUUGAAGUCUUAGUAGGGGCCAAUGGAGACUUUUUGUUCUUUAGACACAGGGAAGGGUUUUGGGUCCCUACUCUUCGUCUUCUGCACAAAUAUCCCUAUAUCUUACCCUGGCAGCAAGUAGAUAAGGGAGCCAUCAGAUUUGUCCUUAGUGGGGCAAAUAUCAUGUGCCCUGGCUUAACUUCACCUGGAGCUAGAAUGACUCCUUGUCCAAAGGGAUCCAUUGUGGCAAUCAUGGCUGAAGGAAAACAACAUGCUUUAGCUGUGGGCAUCACAUCAAUGUCUACUGAGGAUAUAUUAUCAGUUAACAAAGGAGUUGGAGUGGAAAAUUAUCAUUAUUUAAAUGAUGGUUUGUGGAUUCUUAAGCCAAUGAAAUAAACUUUUGCUAUUCAAAUGCCAAAACAAAA